Molecule: messenger RNA, 969 nt
Organism: Pseudozyma hubeiensis SY62
Lineage: Eukaryota; Fungi; Basidiomycota; Ustilaginomycetes; Ustilaginales; Ustilaginaceae
Exons: 1
Coding region: 1-969 (322 amino acids)
Source: RefSeq, a predicted model, not a curated record
AUGGACCCGUGCAGCGGCGAGUGGUGUCUUGUUCAAAGAUUCGGCAAUUGUCUCCCAACGACCAUCAUAGACGAGCUCGAAUGGCAGUCGCUCUCGCAUGCGGACACAAUGAGCACAUCGACGUCGAAAGGAGGAUACACGCAGGGAUACUCGGAGGCGGUGCUGCGUUCUCAUGCCUCUCGCACUGCAGAGACAUCGGCGGCAUUCCUACUUGCGCAUCUCAAGCCAGAUGCUCGAAUCCUGGACAUCGGUUGUGGACCGGGUACGAUCACAACGUCGCUGGCGAAAUACAUCCCUGACGGCAGCAUCAUCGGCACGGACGCUUCUGCCGAGGUGGUCUCCGAAGCACAAAAGCGGCUGGAACUUGUCAAGCUCGAAGCAAUCUCGGAAACCGAGAUAACCGCUCUGAAUCGCUGCAGCUUCCAUGUGGCAUCCGUGUUUGAGCUGCCUUUUGCCGACGACUCGUUCGACGUUGUUUACUGUCAUCAGGUCCUGAUGCACCUUCCUCGGCCGGUCGAUGCGCUCAAGCAGAUGCGCCGAGUGUGCAAGCCGGGCGGACUUGUUGCUGCGCGAGAAGCCGACUUUGGCGAUGCGAUCCUCUACCCUUCGACAGAGACCUUCAAGACAUGGCGGGAGACUUGCGAGGCAAUCUUUUGCUCAGGCGGAGCGGAAGCACAAGCGGGUCGGAAGCUGGUACGGUGGGCUCUGGAGGCUGGCUUUUCGGCGGGCGACCAGCACAUGACAUUCUCGUCAAGCAACAUGACAUAUGGGGGCCAACCGAACGCAAAGUUCUGGGGCCAGAUGUGGGCUGACAGGGUUGCAGCCGACUCGUGGAAGAAACAGGCCUUGGCGACGGGCAAAGCGACGCAGGAGCAGAUCGAACAGAUGCACAGGGACUGGCUCAAGUGGAGCGAUACACCUGACGGAGUCUGCAUUGUCUUCUGUGGCGAAGUGUUGCUUCGCAAAUGA